CCCGCCGGCGGGCUGGGCCCGAGCAUGUGCAGCUGCGGCAGGCACCUGGCAGGGAGCCGCAGCGCCGGGGAUGUGAACCAGGCGGGGAGGAAGGCCCUUGACUCAUCAGAUAAAUCCAGCCCCGCACGGCGAGCGAAGGCGGAGGAGGCGCGGCGGCGCGGCUGCGAGCAGGGGAGGAGGAUGGCGGGGGACAGCGAGCAGCGGCUGGAAGAGCAGGGGCAGCCCAGCGGCGGCGAGCCCUUCCUCAUCGGGGUCAGCGGCGGCACGGCCAGCGGCAAGUCUUCAGUAUGUUCCAAGAUCGUCCAGCUGCUGGGCCAGAAUGAGGUGGACUACCGCCAGAAGCAGGUGGUGAUUGUGAGCCAGGACAGCUUCUAUCGGGUCCUCACCUCAGAGCAGAAAUCCAAAGCACUCAAAGGCCAGUUCAAUUUUGACCACCCAGAUGCCUUUGACAACGAGCUGAUCGUGAAAACACUCAAAGAGAUCACAGAAGGGAAGACGGUCCAGAUUCCUGUCUAUGACUUUGUCUCCCACUCCAGGAAAGAGGAGACGGUGACCGUGUACCCUGCCGACGUGGUGCUCUUCGAAGGCAUCCUGGCCUUCUACAGCCAGGAGGUGCGGGACCUCUUCCGCAUGAAGCUCUUCGUGGACACGGACGCGGACACCCGGCUGUCCCGCAGAGUGCUACGAGACAUCAGUGAGCGAGGCAGGGACCUCGAGCAGAUCUUAUCUCAGUACAUCACCUUCGUCAAGCCUGCCUUCGAGGAGUUCUGUUUGCCGACCAAGAAGUAUGCUGACGUGAUCAUUCCCAGAGGAGCAGAUAAUGAAGUGGCCAUAAACCUGAUAGUGCAGCACAUCCAGGACAUUCUUAACGGAGGACUCAGCAAACGCCAGAGCAACGGCUACCUGAACGGCUACACUCCCCCGCGCCAGCGGCAGCCCUCAGAGUCCAGCAGCCGGCCUCACUGACCCCGGGCGGAGGCGUGAGGCUGCGGGCCGGGCACCAGGCCCUGCCACUGCCCCUCUGUACAUACUGUCCGUUCGAUCCCCCCUUAUCUAUUUAAGAAACCAGACGGAGACGAAUGCCUUUAAUUUUGUAUGUUCGAAAUGCCGAAUGAGAAGCAGCCGGUUGCUCGGGAGCCCGGACCGCCCACAGUUCCUGGCCUUGCUCAAUAACUCCUCCAGCACGGAACCGGCUAUAAAUCUCUAUAAAUAUAGAAUUGCUCUAUUUUUGUGUAAA
Molecule: messenger RNA, 1237 nt
Organism: Pseudopipra pipra
Lineage: Eukaryota; Metazoa; Chordata; Aves; Passeriformes; Pipridae
Gene: UCK2
Product: uridine-cytidine kinase 2
Exons: 7
Coding region: 25-966 (313 amino acids)
Cellular component (GO): cytoplasm
Molecular function (GO): ribosylnicotinamide kinase activity; ATP binding
Source: RefSeq, a predicted model, not a curated record